AUAAUUAUUAGAAAAGCAGAAGAAAGAAGUUAAGUGAUACUGAGAUCUAUAAAAGUAUAUAGUAUCUCUUCAAGAACAAUAUCUCAUAACCCACUUCUCCUUUGACUGAUCUAUCAUAAUCUUUAAACCCCAGAAUCAAUGGAGGAAGGUGGGAGUAGUCACGACGCAGAGAGUAGCAAGAAGCUAGUAAGAGGGAAGAUAGAGAUAAAGAGGAUAGAGAACACAACAAGUCGUCAAGUAACUUUCUGCAAACGACGCAAUGGUCUUCUUAAGAAAGCUUAUGAGCUUUCUGUCUUGUGUGAUGCUGAAGUUGCCCUCGUCAUCUUCUCUACUCGUGGCCGUCUCUAUGAGUACGCCAACAACAGUGUGAAGGGUACAAUUGAAAGAUACAAGAAAGCUUGUUAUGCCGUCAACCCUCCUUCUGUCACCGAAACUAACACUCAGUACUAUCAGCAAGAAGCCUCUAAGCUUCGGAGGCAGAUUCGUGACAUUCAGAAUUCUAACAGGCAUAUAGUUGGGGAAUCACUUGGUUCCUUGAACUUCAAGGAACUCAAAAACCUCGAAGGACGACUUGAAAAAGGAAUCAGCCGCGUCCGAUCCAAGAAGAAUGAGCUGUUAUUGGCGGAGAUAGAGUAUAUGCAGAAGAGGAAAAUGGAGUUGCAACACGAUAACAUGUACCUGCGAGCUAAGAUAUCGCAAGGUGCGAGAUUGAAUCCGGAGCAGCAGGAUUCGAGUGUGAUACAAGGGACAGCGGUUUACGAAUCCGGUUUAUCUUCCCAUGACCAGUCGCAGCAUUAUAACCGGAACUAUAUUCCGGUUAACCUACUUGAACCAAAUCAACAAUUCUCCGGUCAAGACCAACCUCCUCUUCAACUUGUUUAAGCUUGAACAUGAAAAAAAAAACUUGUUUCUUCCCCUCAAAACGAUUGUUCCGAGAAAGACACUAAAUAAGAGUAACUUCUUCU
Molecule: messenger RNA, 965 nt
Organism: Raphanus sativus (radish)
Lineage: Eukaryota; Viridiplantae; Streptophyta; Magnoliopsida; Brassicales; Brassicaceae
Product: agamous-like MADS-box protein AGL1
Biological process (GO): positive regulation of transcription by RNA polymerase II
Cellular component (GO): nucleus
Molecular function (GO): RNA polymerase II cis-regulatory region sequence-specific DNA binding; DNA-binding transcription factor activity, RNA polymerase II-specific; protein dimerization activity
Source: RefSeq, a predicted model, not a curated record